This is a messenger RNA of Labrus bergylta (ballan wrasse), 1005 nucleotides long. Its product is annotated as trans-1,2-dihydrobenzene-1,2-diol dehydrogenase-like. NCBI's taxonomy places the organism in Eukaryota, Metazoa, Chordata, Actinopteri, Labriformes, Labridae. Gene Ontology annotation, molecular function: nucleotide binding. The record is from RefSeq and is a predicted model, not a curated record.
AUGGCAACCCGUUGGGGACUGUGCGGUGCGGGGAAGAUCAGCCAUGACUUCAGUGUGGCUCUGAAGACUCUGCCGCCUGAAGAUCACCAGAUAGUAGUCAUUACAUCGAGGAGCUUGGAGCGUUCCAAAGAGUUUGCCAAGAAGCACGGUAUUCCUAAGGCUUAUGGCAGUUAUGAGGAGUUGGCCAACGACCCAGAUAUUGAUAUUGUGUACGUGGGAGUGCUGCACACAGAGCACUGGAAGGUUGGUCAGCUGUUCCUCAAUGCUGGGAAGAAUGUCUUGUGUGAAAAACCUUUCGCAAUGAACUCAAAUCAGGUGAAGGAUCUCGUUGCCUCAGCAAAGAAAAACAAUGUCUUCCUCAUGGAGGCCAUCUGGUCCCGCUGUUUCCCCCUGCAUGGUGAGGUGCGCAGACUACUGGUGGAGGAGGCAGUAGGGGAAGUGAAGCUGGUAAAGGCAUACUUUGGCUCCCCUCAGCUCCACAUCCCCCGCUCGGUGCACAAGGAGCUGGGCGGUGGCGGGCUCCUGGAUAUAGGAGUGUACUGCCUGCAGUUUGUGCUGAUGGUGUUCAAUGGGGAGAGGCCAGAGUCCAUCCAGGCCACAGGGGUUCUGCUUGACUCAGGGGUAGAUGAGUCCUUGGUUGUGGUGAUGAAGUUCUCCAGGAACAGGAUCGCCUUCUGCGCCUGCUCAAUCUCCGCUCGGCUUUCAAACGAUGCUGUCAUCAGUGGCACCAAGGGCUCCAUUAAAGUUGUUGGCCCAAUGCAUUGCCCCAAAAAACUUGUGGUCAACGACAAGGAGACGGAGUAUCCUCUGCCUGAACCCUGCCUCCCCCUGAAUUUCACCAACAGCACCGGGCUUCGCUACGAGGCAGAGGAAGUGAGGCAGUGUCUGCUUAAAGGACUUAAGGAGAGCCCACGGAUGCCUCUGCCAGAAUCCGUCUUACUGACAGAGAUCAUGGAUGAAAUCAGGAAGCAGGUGGGAGUUGCCUUUAGCCAGGACAGCCAGUGA